Chanos chanos (milkfish) is the source of this 1215-nucleotide messenger RNA. It is a transcript of the gene egr4, whose product is annotated as early growth response 4. Bases 1 to 1215 code for a protein of 404 amino acids. Gene Ontology annotation, biological process: regulation of transcription by RNA polymerase II. The transcript has 3 exons. The record is from RefSeq and is a predicted model, not a curated record. NCBI's taxonomy places the organism in Eukaryota, Metazoa, Chordata, Actinopteri, Gonorynchiformes, Chanidae. Gene Ontology annotation, molecular function: DNA-binding transcription factor activity, RNA polymerase II-specific; RNA polymerase II cis-regulatory region sequence-specific DNA binding.
AUGCUGAAUACAGUGGAUUUCAGCACUCUGGACUUCCUCUGUGGAGCGCUGGACAACGUUGCUAGUACUCCUCUUGCACCAGAACAAGACCAAAACCAGGGCACGUGUGUGAAAAUUGAAACAGAAUCCACAUUCACUACCGGCUGUGGACUUUUACAGCCGAAAGUCGAACCUUUAGAUUCGGGGUUUUUCUCUGACCCGAAUGACUGCGCAAAUGACGACCUGCCGCCUUCUCCGCUGGCCUACACCGGCAGCUUCUACACUGAAUGCGGCGAGAUCCCCCCGUGCAGCGCAGACGCACUGCUCAACAUGAUUACCGAAAUCGUUGGUAUCUCCUCAGCUCCCAUGUCUGACGAUCUGUCCCAGUCUCUGUGCUCUGGAACAUCCCGCGGAGGCUCACUCUUCCGCCAGGAGUCUAUAGGUUCCACAGCCAGCUCUACGCCUUCUCUUGGUUCUCCAGAACCUCUCUGCCCGGACUUCAAAGAUGAUCUCUCCGACAGUGGGAUCCUACAGAAGCAGUUCCCUGUGACUGUCAAGACGGAAUUUGAUAGUAGCUCCCAUGGAUGCAGUCUGUUUGAUGAGCUAAACACAUCAGCUGAUCGCCUCACGAACCCGACCGACGACUUGAAUGACAUUAUUGACCUGCUUUCCCCUCUUUGUCCCGAGACAGACUCCCCGUGCGCACUGGACACUUGGAUCAAACAGGAACCCAUGGCUUUCCCUCACACUGACGCUCAGAAGUUCACUGGCUCGUGCGAUGUGGGCUACACGAACACUACGCUCUCUGAGGCCCUGGACUCACUACUUUAUGCGUCAACGCUCAUGCCUAGGAACAGAGCUCAAGUGAACAAAGUAGCGGGUCGCAACAGGAGAGGCGCCGUGCGAGAAAAACCUUUCACAUGCCCAGUGGAAAGCUGUGAGCGGCGCUUUUCCAGAUCAGACGAGCUCAACCGCCACGUGCGCAUUCACACAGGCCACAAACCCUUCCAGUGCCGCGUGUGUAUGCGUUGUUUCAGCCGCAGUGACCAUUUGACAACCCAUAUGAGAACGCAUACCGGCGAGAAACCCUUCUCCUGCGAUGUCUGUGGUCGCCGCUUUGCGAGAAGUGAUGAGAGGAAAAGGCAUGGGCGUGUGCACCUGAAGCAGCGAGAGAAGAUGCAGCAGAAGACAGAACUCCUCGCCUCGUGCGCCUUCUCUUUACCGCCAUUUAUGUGA